UCAACAAACGACGCGACGGCGGCUUUACGCGUCGCGUCGCCAGCGUUUAUUCAGCGUCCGACGUUCGACAUCAUUCUGAGCCGAACAGUCGUCGGAGGAAGUUAGUAAACAUUGUUCAACAUCCGCUCUCUCUGUUAUACACGAUUACGACUAGCAUUUAAACUUGCGGACGACCGCGUUCGUUCAUAUUCAAACUGAAAGAGUGCGAAAAAAUAAUUGAUCUUGUUUUUCGUCGUUUCCAAAACGUGUAACAAAUAAUAAUCGACCGUUUUUUUGUUCAUUUUGUUUAAUGUGAGGUGAAAAUUGCUCAGUUUGUUUCGAUCCUUCAAAAUACAUCACUGCAGCUUCCAAAGGACGAAGAUUUGAGAAUUGAUCAAAAUAAAGCCCAUCAACGAGUCAAUGAUGACAAUGGACGUUUCAAAAGAGGGUUCGGCGAAAUCCGGGCCGAACAGCAGCGGAGGUGGUGGCGGCGGAGGAGGAGGUGGCGGUAACCCCGGUCCCCAAGAAUGCGCCGGUUGCUGCAAGCCCAUUACCGAACGCUACCUCCUCAAAGCACUCGAUCUUUUUUGGCACGAAGACUGUCUUAAGUGCGGCUGUUGCGAUUGUCGACUUGGCGAGGUCGGUUCCACACUUUACACCAAAGCUAAUCUAAUUCUUUGCAAACGAGAUUACUUGAGGCUAUUCGGCAACACAGGCUAUUGCGCCGCUUGUAGUAAAGUAAUACCCGCCUUUGAGAUGGUCAUGCGUGCCAGGAGCAACGUAUACCAUUUAGAGUGUUUCGCUUGUCAGCAGUGCAAUCACAGGUUUUGUGUGGGAGAUCGAUUUUACCUCUGCGAAAACAAAAUCCUUUGCGAGUACGACUACGAGGAGCGAUUGGUUUUCGCCAGCAUGGCUUACAACCCUCCAGCACUUUCCCAUCUUAAACGCCAAACAGCUACAUUGCCACCUCCCACAAUACCGACACAUCUGAUGAAUGGACAUAGGCCCCCUUUGCCCCCCACAAACGGCGAUUUGAAUAACAAUAUGUCAGGGUCUAGUCAGACACCGCCCCAUUCGAUGUCUUCGCAAUCGUUUCCGGCACCAGGUCAUCUAAAGAAUAGUCCGAUGUCACUUGGAGCGUCCAGUUGAAACGGAAACAAUCCUCAAGACUGUGAUCCAAAAAGGCGAAAAACGUUUAUAGUGUAAAUACAAGGUGCUGUUAAUUAUUAUUGCAUUCAAUUCGUGUAAAUUCGCGUCUAUCAAAAGCACUCGUCUCUCUCUCUCUCUAUCUCUCUCUCUCGCUGCCGAAGUUGAACCGAAUCUAUUACACAUGCUAGGGAUUGCUCCAGGACAUCAACAUUUUGAAAUAUCUUAACCUCAAAAUUCAAAUGGUAUCAACUUGGCUCGUUUGGUUUUGAAGUUGAACAUCUUGAAAUAGACAGGAGUUAUACAACCCUCCUUUUAAUUAAAUGAUAUUGCUAUCUCACUAUUGUUUUUAUGUAAAACGUUCACAAUCGAAAAAAGAACUGAAAAACUGACUGACUCCAAAAGAGAUCUCUCUGACGGUUUUCUAAUGAAUUGCUUCAAGAUGUAAUAAACAUAUUAGAGUCGUUGUUCUUCUUCGGUAGCUGCUUUUGAAACGCUUUGAAAGUUUACAAAUUCGAUAGGUGAAAUGCUCAAUUACCAUUGUUACGAUGAUGAGAUUGGAGAACCCAACAAUUGUAUAGACGACUACGUGCAAUAUAUAUACGAGCGCAGUAUUCGAAAUAGUUAAUUCUAGAAGUAUACGCAUACAUUUUUAAGUACACCGUGUAUGUACAGUGACGUUUGUUAAAAGUGAACAAAGUGAACAACAAAAGAUCACUUCAGCUGAUCUCAAGAUAUAAACCGUCACCCUAAUAAGAUUCGCUACAAAGUCGCUAUUCAUUCAACAAGAUCUUUAUAAAUUUCAUAAUUACAAUUUGUCCACUUUUAAAGACCGUUAUUGUACAUCUACAUAUAAAAUACCCCUUAUCGUAUCGCAAUCGUUUUUUCAAAAAAUAAUUACGUUACUAUUUUUAUUUGAACUUCUGACAAACUUUUGUAAAGUUUUAUUACGAGGCAUUUUCUUUAAGCACACGUUUUAAUUAUUGUUUGCGAUACUUUAAAUUUCUUUUUAUUACUAGCCAUAGGUGAUUGGAUGAUACUCAUUUGUUGUUUGUUACAUUUUGUUUCUCAGAAAACAAAACAAGAAUUGAUUGAUACGCUUGUGUGUUAUCGGUUCCGUAAUAUUUUUACCAAUAACUUUAUAUUUCCGUCGAUUAAUUAAUUAAAUUGUAAAUAGAAUAUCUAUAUUUACCAGUAGAUAGGCCAUUGAAAUAGAUGUGUAAUGUAUCUACUACUCCCCUGCCCCUAAUACAGAUAGAUAGCUGUUUUCAUCAAAAUAUUUCCGACUUUUUUAAAUACCUAUUGUACAUUAUUUGCAACCAUAACUGUACCCACAUCGUUUAAAUAAUACUAACUAAACGGUAAAGAUCUCGACUACAGUUAAGUGAUGGAUGUGGAACGAAGAAAGAAUAAUUAAUUGCAUUUAUUAAGUUUUUGUUUAUUUGUAAAUGACAAUUAUUCCAGUGAACGAAUAAUUUAUAGUUGUUUAAAACAUCCUAUAAAAAUUUCUUCCUGAAACCAAUGAAAUGACCAAAGAAAUUAAAUGAAAAAUA
Agrilus planipennis (emerald ash borer) is the source of this 2678-nucleotide messenger RNA. RefSeq names its product LIM domain only protein 3-like. The record is from RefSeq and is a predicted model, not a curated record. Gene Ontology annotation, molecular function: transcription coactivator activity; DNA-binding transcription factor binding. NCBI's taxonomy places the organism in Eukaryota, Metazoa, Arthropoda, Insecta, Coleoptera, Buprestidae. The transcript is spliced from 4 exons. Bases 400 to 1128 code for a protein of 242 amino acids. Gene Ontology annotation, biological process: positive regulation of transcription by RNA polymerase II. Gene Ontology annotation, cellular component: nucleus.